CAGCUAAUGGUGAACUUCUGCCUCUGAUGUUGACACUUUGCUCAGAAGCUUGUUUUUCUCUCCUCACGCCACAUAAACACCUUUACCCUUCUUGUGUCCAGCGUGGCGUCGGCUCCUCCACUCUGAGGUUUGUUGAGUGGCUCUGCAGAACUGAAUGAGGUGCGGUCUUCUGCCAGUGCUGUUUUGUAAGUGCUGCUGCUGCCAGGAUGGGCCAGCAGAUCUCAGGUCAGGCGGUGCUGACCCGUCUGCCUGAGAAGCUGGUGAAACACGCCCAGCUGGUACGUGACAGUGGCUACCUCACCUACGAGGAGUUUCUGGCAAGAGUGGCCGAACUUAACGACGUUACGGCCAAGCUAGCUGCUGGACAGCAGAAGCACCUGCUGUUUGAGGUGCAGCCAGGAUCCGAUGCCACAGCCUUGUGGAAGGUGGCUGUCAGGAUCGUCUGUACCAAGAUCAACAAGGAAAGCGGUAUGGUUGAAGCAUCACGGAUCAUGAACCUGUAUCAGUUCAUCCAGCUGUACCAUGACAUCACCAGUCAGGCUACUGAGGUGCUGUCUGCAGAGGGCGCCAGCGAGGGCCCAUCUGCCCAGCUCCCCUCCACAGACUCCUGCCAGGCCAGCAUGUGGAUGGGCAGAGUGAAGCAGCUGACUGAUGAGGAGGAGUGCUGCAUCUGCAUGGAUGGAAAGGCCGACCUUAUCCUGCCCUGUGCACACAGCUUCUGCCAGAAAUGUAUUGAUAAAUGGAGUGGGCAGAGCCGAAACUGUCCGAUUUGUCGCCUGCAAGUGACUGCUGCCAAUGAAUCAUGGGUCAUGUCUGAUUUCCCCACAGAGGACGACAUAGCCGGCUACAUCCUCAACUUGGCUGAUGAGGCAGGCCACCCACACAGGCCUUAACUUAACAAGUGAAAUCGACCCACACCAAGUAGACUUUGCAACACAAAAUGCCACUUUCACUGAGGAGGAGAUAUUUUCUUUCUCUAAAAAGCUAACAACGCAGAAUAAACCAGCGUGGUUUCAGUGAUAGAUUCAGAGCAUGAAACUGGUAAUGCUUUAUUUUAAAGGUCCCCUGUUCUCCAGCUGAUUUCUUGGAUACCCAGGAAAUAAUUCCCUAUAAACUGGCUAGUAUUUAAUUGUAAAUUACAAGGAUAUUUCCAAGGGCUUCAAAAUUUGGUACUAAAUAUAAAGGACAUGGAGAAAGUUAUGGAGUACUUGCUGGUCUGUGGAAAUUAGGUAGAAAUAUGUUUGUAAGUAUGACAGCUGAGUGAAUUUUAUAGCAUGUAGUGUGUUUUAUUUGUUGUAUCAGUUUGAAACACAAAACUAAGGAAUAUCCAAUUUAGCUGAAAAGUACAGCUGUGUGAAACUGAAUCUGUAAUAUAUGGCAGUUGAAAGAGGAAGAGGAAAAUUAAGAGUUUUGUUGAUCUUUCUAGGAAACUCGGAUACAUAUUGAAAUCUGUCGAAACUAGGAAAUUAGCUAGUAAUGUAACCAGUGGGUGCUUUAUAACUGUAGCAACUAACACUUUGUCCAUUUCCCUUAUAAUUGCUACUAAAUGGAGUGGGCCCAUCUUUGAAUCCUCUCUCAGAAAUAUCCAAGUAAUUUACAACUAAAUUCCAGCUAAUUAUUAGGAAAUUAUGAGUGAAGUAUCCAGGAAAUGAGCUGGAAAACAUGGCAUCCGUUGCCAUGAAACCCUGUCUCUUUAAGUCCUAAAAAUCCCAGGAUGCUCUUUGUAACCCACGUAUCGUAGAUGUGGUGCUUUAUGGGAACUGUGUGUGAUAAUAUAUUGUCUGAAGUGAAAAUUCAGUAUUUGUGGUAUGCUAUAAUAAAUUAUAAUCCUUUAAUUUAACACACAGAAUAACCAAAAGUACAGCUCUUACAGUACGGGAUGGGUUGAUUUAUCCAACAUGGGAGAAAAAGACAAACCAGAAACUUUAUAAUAUGAAUGCUCAUCCAAGUUGAAGUUGCCUUUCAUGUUAAUAUGAAUGGGACAGAAGAUGAGACUGAAGAGGUGAACUUAAGUCAGCUCUCAUAUUCAGAGAGGGAUGAUAACUAUGACUCCCUAUAUAAUCAUAUUUAAAUUUAAAAGAAUAGUUAAACAUUUUGGAAAAUAUUUGCUUACUGUCAGAGAGCUAAAUGAGAUGAUUGAUACCACUUUCAUGUCUGUUUGUUAGCUUGUUACCUGACAAUAGCUCAGAGCCAAGAAAUAGUCUGGCACACACCCCCCCCUAAAACUUUAAACUGAUGUUUUUAUACUUAAAUUUUUGUAUGGAUGUGUUGAUUAGUGAGUUUUAGAAGUGUUGGUAGGUGAAUUUUGAUAGCUUUGGACAGCUGUUUCCCCUUGUUUCCAGUCUUAAUGCUAAGCUAAGCUAACUGGCUCCAGGCUGCAGGCUGUAGCCUUCUGUACAACAGACAGAUUUGAGAGUGGUAUCGAUCUUGUCAUCUACAAAUAAGCACAUUUCCCAAAAUUGCUUCUAGUGCAAAUAUAAGAUACCAAACACACCACCUUUAUGCCAGAGCAUCUGGUCAAACUGUGAAGCCAAAUUUAUUUUCCACAUGUAAAGCUGUUGUGUAGUCCGUGCAAUGUAACCCUGCAUGUUUAUAUCUCACAUGACAUGCCUUAUGAUCCGUGUUAUGUGAACAUGUUACAAACUGAAGCUCCGAUCGACUACUGACCUGAUGUAGUGAUAGUAUUUCAGGUGAACAGGACUAAUUAGUUUUAUAUGAUUUAAUGACUUGACUUGCUCUGGUGUCUUCUUUGCUAUCUGAAAUAACCACUAUUUGUCAUGUAUGCUGUUCUCAAUCUUCUUAAUUUUUUUAAAAUAUUUUUUUUCCAUUCUAUAAUUGUAUUAAGAUUAUUUUUGAUCUGAUUGCUGUAGAAGUACUGUAGUUCACAAGCCCAAAACAGCCAUUCUUAUCUCUGCUUUGUCAUGCUGUUAAUUCAAGAUAAUAGAUUUAAUGAGAUAGGCAGCUUUUCAGUCACAACUGACAUUUUGUAGGAUCGCAGUUAUGUAGAAUUGAAAGCCACAAAAACAGUUUUGAGCUUUUCUGCCCUGGUUUCCAAAUCAAAUAAAUCACAGAGAGUACUUAUAGUUAAGUGGACGUGGUUGUGAUUUAUGUGAACUGGAUCCAUGCUGAAGUAUUUUAUGAAAUGUGAAUAUGUAUUCAUUUUCAUUAGUGAUAAAUUUCUAUUUUACUAAAAUCUAAUUCUUUAUUUAAAGUUGUAGAGAUAUAAAUUGCUCAUUCAGUUUUAUUUUGUGUGAUAUUGUGUGAGUAAAUCAACUUUGCAUUUGGUCACGUUUAGAUAUUUUAAAAUGUUUUUCCUAGUAUCAAACAAUAACUCCAUUCAAUUAUUCAACAGUAAAGUAACAUACAUAUUUUAAUUUCACACAGUAGAUAUUUACUAUAUACCUUUUUGAUUUCUGUUCCGUUAAUAGACCAUAAAAGAAAUUUUAUUGGACUGAAAGUAAUUUUUGGUUGUCGAUGCUGACAAAUUGCACUUUGAAACUUCACUGUAGCUUUCUUGGUGUUUUUGCACAACUACAGAGGAUUUUAUCUCUGUGGUGGAAAAUAUUAUCUGACACUGUAAUCCAACAGCAGUUGAGACUUAUCUGCACUAAAAAAUGUGCAGCACUAGGCUUUUUUUCACCAAAUUAAGCAAGAGUUUGAUCACAGGCAGUCUGAUCUAGUGGCCACAUGACUGCAUAGUCCAUUGAGACGUUAUUAAACAUUUGAUAUGAGAAAUGUUCAUGAUAGAUUACUAUAAAACAUCUGAUCCUGCAUACACACAUGUAUGUUAAUGUCUUUGAAAAUGCCCUAAGCACACAAAUUGCUGUGUAAUGUAACAUUUCAACCUUAAGGUGGUAGCAUUAUCCUAAAUUGGACAUGAGGCUUAGCAUUAUUGAAGACAUUUUAUUUGCAAAGUUGAAUGAAUGGAGGUGUAUUAAAACUGAAUUUACUCAGUUUAUUAUACUGUAUUUAUCCUUAAUAAAGAGAUACUCACUUUUUGCACUUUAAAAGACUUUGUGUUCUGAUGGACUUAAAGGUUGACAUCACUCUAUCUUCACUGUCUUUUUAUUUAAAAACAAGUUGUAUAAUUGACCAUCUAAAAGGUUCAUCUCAUUUAAACAUGCAACUGAAAUCUUAUGCAAUAAAAACCUACAUGCUGUCAUGUACCAAUGAUGAAACAUUAAAAAUAUGUGCUAUAUAGUU
Molecule: messenger RNA, 4203 nt
Organism: Seriola aureovittata
Lineage: Eukaryota; Metazoa; Chordata; Actinopteri; Carangiformes; Carangidae
Gene: rnf141
Product: ring finger protein 141
Exons: 6
Coding region: 207-893 (228 amino acids)
Biological process (GO): protein autoubiquitination
Molecular function (GO): ubiquitin-protein transferase activity
Source: RefSeq, a predicted model, not a curated record